Molecule: messenger RNA, 1304 nt
Organism: Sorex araneus (European shrew)
Lineage: Eukaryota; Metazoa; Chordata; Mammalia; Eulipotyphla; Soricidae
Gene: MPST
Product: mercaptopyruvate sulfurtransferase
Exons: 3
Coding region: 179-1075 (298 amino acids)
Biological process (GO): transsulfuration
Cellular component (GO): mitochondrion
Molecular function (GO): thiosulfate-cyanide sulfurtransferase activity
Source: RefSeq, a predicted model, not a curated record
GGGGGAGCCGGGAGGGCCGCGCGCGCGGCGGCGCGGGGGCUCGGCGGCGCGGGUGUCCCCCCGGCCGCGGCCCCGCCAGUGGGAGGCGCGAGCAGCCGGGCUCCGAGUGGCCGGCCGGGGGGCCGCGCCCGAGUCUCCGCCCCGUGGCCGGCCGCAGGCUAGGAGCCCAAGCGCCACCAUGGCCCCCCAGCAGCUGUUCCGCGCGCUGGUGUCCGCGCAGUGGGUGGCCGAGGCGCUGCGGGCCCCGCGGGCCGGGCAGCCAGCCCUGCAGCUGCUCGACGCCUCCUGGUACCUGCCCAAGCUGGGCCGCGACGCGCGGCGCGAGUUCGAGGAGCGCCACGUGCCCGGCGCCGCCUUCUUCGACCUGGACGCGUGCAGCGACCCCGACUCGCCCUACGACCACAUGCUGCCGCGCGCUGAGCACUUCGCCGCCUACGUGGGCGGCCUGGGCGUGGGCGCCGACACGCACGUGGUGGUCUACGACGCCAGCGACCAGGGCCUGUACGCCGCGCCGCGCGUCUGGUGGAUGUUCCGCGUCUUCGGCCACCGCGCCGUGUCGCUGCUGGACGGCGGCCUGCGCCACUGGCUGCGCCUGGGCCUCCCACUGGCCUCGGGCCCCGGUCGCCCCGCGCCCGCCCAGUUCCGCGCCACGCUCAACCCCGCCUUCGUCAAGACGCACCAGGACAUCAAGGAGAACGUGGGCGCCCGGCGCUUCCAGCUGGUGGACGCCCGCGCCGCGGGCCGCUUCCGCGGGGUCGACCCCGAACCCCGAGACGGCAUCGAACCCGGCCACAUCCCCGGCACCGUCAACAUGCCCUUCACGGACUUCAUGACCGAGGAGGGUCUGGAGAAGAGCCCCGAGGACAUCCGCCGCCUCUUCCAGGACAAGAAGGUGGACCUGAACCGGCCCCUGGUGGCCACGUGCGGCUCCGGCGUCACCGCCUGCCACGUGGCGCUGGGCGCUUACCUGUGCGGCAAGGCCGACGUGGCCGUGUACGACGGCUCCUGGGUGGAGUGGUACCUGCGUGCCCAGCCCGGGGACAUCGUGUCCGAGGACCCCGGCAAGUCCCAGUGAGGCCAGGCCGGGUCCAGCCCGCUGCCCGCCCACCCGCCCGCUCGCCCUAAGCCCUGCGACCAGGCAGCCCGAGGGCGGGAGUUCCGGGGUCUCCCGAGCCCGGAGAGAAGGUGGCCGGCAGGAGGGCAGGCGAGCAGAGGGGCCGGGACUCAGCCCCCCGUGGCGCAAGCCACGCCCACUUCCUGCCUGUUCCGGGUAUUAAGGAAAUAAAAGAGCCAAGUGUCCCAUG